Solea solea (common sole) is the source of this 615-nucleotide messenger RNA. RefSeq names its product transmembrane protein 218 (gene tmem218). The transcript is spliced from 3 exons. The record is from RefSeq and is a predicted model, not a curated record. Bases 23 to 370 code for a protein of 115 amino acids. Lineage: Eukaryota; Metazoa; Chordata; Actinopteri; Pleuronectiformes; Soleidae.
AAAAAAGGAAAAUAGAAAAAAAAUGUCCAAUACGGUGUUGGCAGUCGGCACGGGCGUUUUCGUCGUUGCGGUCGUUUGGAUCGUGGCACUUGUGCUUGGGGCGAUGCUACUGAGAGCCUCGGGAUCAGCAAAGUUAGGAAUCAUCCCUGUGGUUCUCCUGGCUCUUACGAUCACUCUGGUGCUGGUGUUUUUCCCCCGCAGCCCAGAGAGACCUCCCGCCUUUAAAGAAAUAGAGAUAGUGGACACUUUGUUCAUCGGCCGUUAUGUCCUGUUGGCAGUGGCAAUCGCUGUCUUUCUGGGGAUGUUCUUCAUGGUGCUCCCCUUUCAUUUCCUGGAACCCGUCUAUGCCAAGGCCUUAAAAACACAGUAGAGCGGCCAGGGUCAGAGUUGGCACCGGUAUCACAAUCGCUGAUGUAUACAAGUAAAGACAAACGGGGCUCGGUGAGAGGCCCCCGGCUUCGUGUGGAAACGGACGACACAAUGCGUCCCAAACAGAAACAGCAGGAGAGCUGGUGUGUUUCGCCAAGGCCAACUGUUUGCUGUUUAUGCGAAAUCGGCAGAAACUGUGUCAUUCAUUCUGUGUUAUUUAAUAGUUUAAUAAAUGACUAAAGUAAA